ACGACUGAGCCACCCAGGCACCCCUACGCUUAGAGAACUUAAAGAGUUUGUCAUACGUAGCUUUGUUGCACAAGACCAGGUCAUUGAGCAUGCCCCGAACCAUGCCUUUGGACCGUUUCUUUUUGGCCUUGCCCCCAGAUCUGCUCACUAGGUCUUUGUCUUUCUUGGCUGACUUUCCUGCAUCUUUCUUCUUCUUGUCCUUGGGAGGCAUCGUGAAGCUCGGAGAUCAGCGGCCACACUUACAGCCUCACUAAGAUGUCGGACAAAAAAUGGAGCUGUCCUGUUUCUUAAAGGCCCAUCUCUGUUUUGCUGUUGAGCCAUCUGUUCUCGGUGUCAACAGAAUGAAUUUGGAUAUCCUGGGCUGCAGGAGUUCAGGGGAGGCCAAGAGCUUCAGGGGUAGAGAGAUCAGGGAAGGCUGCCUGGAAGAGGAGAAGGAGCAGGAGGAAGAGACCUGUACCCCUUGCCCUAGAAGGUAGAGAGAGGCAGUGGUGACGCUGACUCAAGGAUGCUUGUCCCCUGUGGCCUGCCCUUUGGUUUAUGAUGGCCACCUCAGCAGAACCAACCUUUGCCCCCAAGUAAGUUCCCAUCACAUGGGUGGAGACUCCAGGCCAUCUCAGAAGUCACUGGCUUGCCGAGGACCUGUAGCAGUCCUGUGUUCGCAGCCUCGAGAACCAUGGGGACAGGCCCACGCAGCCAGUCCCUGCGAGGACCACGGCCCACCUAUGGCAAACUCCAGGAGCCCUGGGGGAAGCCUCUACAGAGCCGACUGCGCCGGGCGCUGAGCCUCAGACAGGGACAUGAGGAGUCCAGGCCCUCAAUCGGAGGCCCAGAAAGGCUGGACAUGCCCGGUCAGGAGUGGCUGCCAGGGGGCCCGGAGGACACGGAGCAACUGAUCCAAGCCCAGCAAGGAGACAGCCGGCGGUGGCUGAAGCAGUAUCAACAGGUGAGGAAAAGGUGGAAGAGCUUUGUCUCCAGCUUCCCUGGUGUGACCCUGAGCCGGCCGGCCUCCCCACAGCCCCCUCUGGGCACCACCAGCUAAGGAUGUUGGAAGUGGUGUUGGCCCCUGCUGCACCCAGAUGGACUGGCCAUGCCUGCUGACCUACCUCUUCGCGGCCCCCUGGACACCCCUGCGUGGACUGCUCCUACAUUCCUUACAUGGUGCCCCGAGGCCUCUGCCACCAGCUCACCCGAGGGUCCUGUGAUUGCCCCUCGGCCCUGGUCCUCCACUCCAAGGCUGGCUUGCCACAAAGACCCCAGAAGGGCUGAGAAGAAGGGGGCUCAGUUCUGUUUCCUGGUGGAUUCUGCCCUCUGGGCAUGGGGGCACCCCUGGACAGUGACAUGUGUGAGGGCCUUAGAAACCUGCCUAGAAGUAAGGGUAUUGAGAGCAUGGGCCACACAAGACCAGUCAUGGACUUCCAGGACAGAGCUCAGUGAAGCCAGACCGACGGCUGAGGGGCUCUCGCACAUUGCCUGCCCACCACCCCCCUGCCAUGCCCCACCUGCCAGCAGCUAGUGGUGGGCAAGGCUUGGGUCUCCCUCCCUGACAGCAAGCCCCCCAGGGGCAAGGACUGAGUCAGGGAGGUCGUCAGUACCAGAGCUCUGUGGCUGAAAUGUAUAUGGUCACUUGUAUCCUCACAGUGUCGCAGUGAAGGAAGCAGGGGAAGCCUUCCCUCCCUGUGUGACAGAGGUGGAAACUGAGGCCCAGAGCGAGGAAGGAAUUACUGUCUUUGGGACCCCUGGCCCCACCCCCACCCAGCUCCCAACCUUGCGGCUGA
Messenger RNA from Leptonychotes weddellii (Weddell seal), 1775 nucleotides. It is a transcript of the gene C11H11orf86, whose product is annotated as chromosome 11 C11orf86 homolog. The record is from RefSeq and is a predicted model, not a curated record. Lineage: Eukaryota; Metazoa; Chordata; Mammalia; Carnivora; Phocidae.